Miscanthus lutarioriparius is the source of this 453-nucleotide messenger RNA. NCBI's taxonomy places the organism in Eukaryota, Viridiplantae, Streptophyta, Magnoliopsida, Poales, Poaceae. The record is from the annotation of a GenBank genome assembly.
AUGGCGGCGGCGGCGGCGAUCUCCGGAGGACGGGCGGCGCUGGUGGUGGCCGCCGUCCUGUGCGCGGUGGCGGGUAUGGCGGCGGCGCAGCAGGCGUCCAACGUGCGGGCGACGUACCACUACUACAACCCGCAGCAGAACAACUGGAACCUCAACGCCGUCAGCGCCUACUGCUCCACGUGGGACGCCGACAAGCCGCUGUCGUGGCGCCAGAAGUACGGCUGGACUGCCUUCUGCGGGCCCGCCGGGCAAAAGGGCCAGGCCUCCUGCGGCAAGUGCAUCCGGGUGACGAACCGUGCGACGGGCGCGUCCAUCGUGGCGAGGAUCGUGGACCAGUGCAGCAACGGCGGCCUGGACCUGGACUACGAGACGGUGUUCAAGAAGAUCGACACCGACGGGCAGGGAUACCAGAUGGGACACCUCAACGUCAACUACCAGUUCGUCGCCUGCUGA